AAAACAAACGUCUUGGAGACCUUGAAGAAACUUUGACGUUCUAUUUUCUAACAUGUAAAGAAUAUUGUUUUUUAGCAGUAUUCGUUAAUUGCAGAGUUUAGUUGACCAUCUGAAGACAAUGCCCUCAGAAAAUGUGAAUGAUUGAAGGGCGAAAUGAUAAGAUGCAGCAUCGUGAGUUGACAGUAUGGUGUACAUUUAGAUGAUGGAGGGAAUUAUAUAAUUAUAUCAUAAGAUAGUUUUAUUAAAUAUUUGCUGAGAGAAAAUGGAUGAAUUGAUGGAGACAUUUUGUUCAAGAGAAAGGGACGUUACAGGCUCUUACAUGCGAGGUGGUUUAGAUAUCAGAUGCACAGCAUCAAAACAGAAGCUUCAAGGUUGUACGAAAAACCUCCUUCAGUUUCAACAGUUUUGCUGUGAAUAUUUCAAUGACGACUUAAUUAGAUCAGCAGAUUUAAAGUCUGAUUAUUUCAAUGACGAUUUACUGAGAUCAACAGUGUUUAAGUCUGAUGGAAUGGUUAAAGAAUACUUAGAUAAAACGAUUAACUAUAAAGUAGUGAAUCCGUAUGCAAAGGUCCCUAUGUCUUUCAAAUCCAACCCAAUCUGUAAUAUACUCAAGACAAGCCAGUCUGAGAAAUCAUUGUGUGAUAGUAUUAGUGAUCUACUAGAUCAAACAGAAUUUGCUCAAAAUUAUUCAAUGUUCAAUAUAAUGAAUUGGGCCACAGUAAAUAAACGCUACACCAACAGAAAUCAGUUUCAAAGCACCAACGAACAUUCAAUCUUUGAUAGUUUAGUUCAAGACAUUGCCAGUAGGUUAAGUGUACUUGCUGACAGCAAUGAUUCAAUAAUGGAAACCCCAAAAUGUUCGCCUGAACAUUUUGUGAAUGACCGGCCUUCAAUUACUUUAAAAGAAAAAUGUCAAUUUUCUGUCAAAAGUUAUGAGAAACUCGAAGCAAUAAACAGAUUUCAAUAUGAAAUAUUUCAACAGGAGAUCAAUGCAAUAGAAAGUGGUAUCAAUGUUAAACUUGAACAAGACAUACCAUUGUCAGUAAUAUGUGAUCCAAAUGAAAUGGAGAAAAUGGAGAGCCAGAUUGCAAUCAAUAAUGUGCAUUCUAUGACUUCCCCUAGUGUAUCAACUUCAAGAAUGAAGAUACCAGCGGUAUUGUCAAGAUUUGUGUCAGUCUGCAAGGCAGAGGAGAAAUCAAUAGGAGAUAAAGUCAAUUACACCGGACAGUCACUUGAAAGUACUGGCAACAGCAGAAAUAUUGCCACAACUUCCACCAAUACAUUUGAUGAUGAUGGUGGUGUUGUCAGCAACAACAGCAACAACAAUGGUGAACACUAUCACCAUGAGGAACACCAUAUCAAUGAAAAGGUAUCGAACAAGAACAAGAUAAUCACAUCCUUCAUAGCCGGGGGCCUGGCAGGGGCCAUAGCCAAGACAACGAUAGCUCCUUUGGACAGGACAAAGAUCAACUUUCAAACAUCAGAGAAGAAGUUUUCACCAAAGAAAGCACUCGAGUUCAUCAAAAAGACGUAUAACAAUGAAGGGUUCCGAGCUCUGUGGCGUGGGAACUCAGCGACUAUGGUCCGCAUUGUUCCGUACGCCGCCAUCCAGUACACUGCCCACGAGCAGUAUAAAAUGUUGCUUAAAACUGACAUCAGGAAAAAACAUCUACCUCCAGUACGACGAGCCCUAGCUGGGUCAAUGGCCGGUGUAUCUGCCACUAGUCUUACAUAUCCACUUGACUUUGCCAGGGCACGAAUGGCUGUCACUGCAAAAUCCAAAUAUGGUAACAUAGUCACAGUGUUUACAGCAGUAUGGAAAGAGGAGGGAUGGCGAAUUGUAAUGCGGGGGUAUACACCAACUGUGAUAGGCUCUUGCAUCUAUUCAGGAAUCAGUUUCUUCACCUAUGAAACGCUGAAGAAAGAGCAUGCCAGUUAUUCUAAGGGGGUGGAUCCAACGCCGUUCACUCGCUGGUGUUUUGGGGCGUGUGCCGGCAUCCUGGGUCAGUGCACAUCUUACCCCCUAGACAUUGUACGCAGAAGAAUGCAAACUGCCGGGGUAACUGGUCACUCCUUAGACUACACCACGAUCCUGGGAACGGCACGCAGGGUCUACCAAAGGGAGGGUAUCAAGGGCGGACUGUAUAAAGGCUUGUCUAUGAAUUGGAUAAAGGGCCCUGUAUCCGCAGGCAUUAGCUUCAUGGUGUUCGAAACGGUUCAGCGCUGGUUAAGAAAGUGGCCAGUGUUCCAUAUAAAUGAGGACUGAUUUGAUAUGACAGCUUUAAAUAUGGAAAGUUUAACGCCCCUGAGGAAAAUUUACUGUUGAUUAGCGUUGUGGUGUUUGAAACAGUUCAGUGCUGGUUAAGAAAGUGGCCAGUGUUUCAUAUUAAUGAGGACUGAUUUGAUAUGAUGGUUUCAAAGAUGGAAGGUUUUAUGCCCCAAAAGGAAAUUUACAGUUGAUUUGAAACUGUUAUAUGAGAAAGUUGCCCCUAUUUCUAUUGAGGACAGAUAUGAUUGGACAGCUUUAAAGAUGGACAGUUUUAAAAAUUCACAGUUGACUCAGAUGUGUUUCCGAAGCUGUUCAAUGCUGAUUGAGAAAAUGGCAGGUGUUUCAUAAUAGAUGAUUACUGUGAUUAAAGAACUAUGAAAGACCAGGGGUCAUGUUUACGACCCAUGCUCAAGUCUGAUUUCAGACUCAGAAAAAGACAUAACUUAUGUUACAUUUUAUUACACAACUUGUGUAAACAAUGAAAAUACUUUGGAAAGGUAAUAAAUUUAUCAUAUGCAUAAUAAUGCACUGCUAGAAAAAAGAGUUAAAAUUAGAUAAAGAUCAGCCAUUUUGAGUUUCAGUCUAUACACACAGACUUCAGACUGUUUGUAAACGUUGGUAUCGGCCUGUGUUGUUUUCUGUAUUGAAUACAGACAGUACCAUUGUUUGGUUCAGAAAAUGACUGUUGUUCAGUACAGAGAUGAUUGUUGUUAUAAUGGACAGACAUUGUAUCCAAGACCGGGCAUGGAAAACCUUCUUACUAGCCUAGUAAGAUAGUAAAUUUGGCUUCAUGGAGUGUUUUUGAUCAGCAUUGGUUCUUGUCCUGUUAAGCUCUUGUCGAGAACAUCGCUUUUUUUUCAUUUAAGUUAAAAUCUUACACAAUGUCACAAUAACUUAUUUUCUUACACGAUGUCAAGAUAACUUACAUUCUCACAAGAUGUCAGAAUAAUUUUCAUUUUUAGAUGAUGUCAGAAUGACUUAACAAUCUUAAAUGAUGUCAAUUUCGGAUAAAGAGGGUUCAAUAUAUAUCGGGCAUUGUCGUGAUGGGUACAAGAGCAUUUUUUAUUUUUAGAAGAUGCAAUGUGUAUUUUUCAAUUUGGGCAUAUGGCAUUAUAAAGGACAUAUUACAUGUUGGAAAGUCUAAGAAAUAAUGAAAUGCUCAUAAUGAGUUUAUGAAACUUACUUAAUGUUAUAUUUGUUGUAUUUAUCUAAAUUCUUUAAAUAUAUUUCUCUUUUGAUGUUGUUGUGUGAUAUUUUGAAUCAUUAAAAUACAUGUUGUCUUAUUGUUUGGGCCCUUGCUUUGUGCCCCGUAACAGGGUUUAUUUUAUGCCCCCCUUCGAGGAAGAGUGGGUAUAUUGCUUUGCACAUGUGGGUUGGGUGUGGUUCGGGGGUCAUCAGGUCUAAGGUCAAGGUCACAGUGACCUUUAAUGGGGAAAAAUGUCAAAGCUUGUUCGAGUGAUAACUAACAAUGCCUGGACCUAGGCUCAUCAAACUUGACAUUGAGGCUUGGCCUGACAAUUAGAUAACCCCUAUUGAUUUUAGGGGUCAUUGGCUUAAAGGACAAGGUCACAAUAACCUUGAAUGCUUAAAGGUUGUCCUAGUGAUAACUCGACAACGCCUGCACUCAUGGCCCUCAGACUUGACUUUGAUGUUGGGCCUGACCAGUAGUUGACUCCUAUUGUUUUCAGGGUCAAAGGUCAAGGUCACAAUGACAUUGAACACAAACUCGACAUUUCCGGGACCUAUGGUAAUCAAACUUGACAUGAAGUUUGGGCCUGACCAGUCGAUGAUCCCUAUUUAUUUAACGGGUCAAAGGUCAAGGUCACAGAGACUUUGAAUGUGAAAAGGUUUUAGUGAUAUCUUGACAAUGCCUACAACCAUGGCCCUCAAACUUGACAUGAAGGUUGGGCCUGACCACUAGAUGACCCCUAUUGAUUUAUUAAGGUCAAAGUGACCUGCAACGCAAAAACCUUGCCUGUGUGAAAGCUCAAUAAUGCUUGUACCCAUGACCCUCAAACUUGACAUUUCGGUUGGGGGUGAUCAGUAGAUGUCCCCUUUGGAUCUUAAAGUCAUAAAGUUGAGGUCAAGGUCACAACUCUGGUCAUUAAAAUUACAUCAUAUCUACUCAAUUCCUGCUGCUAAGAGGAUACAUGUUUAUCUGCAAAGAUCAGUCAUUACCUGAGCAUAAUUAAAAUCUGUACCUACAAUCCCCACACUUUGAAUGAUCAUUAUCUUAAGCUGCCUCAAAAGGCAUCCAACGCCAAUGACAAAUCAGCUGUCAUUUUGGUCCAUGCAUAGUUCAUUCAAUUGUCCAAAUAUUCUUGACCUCAUGGGGGUGCAUAAUGUUUGACAAACAUCUCUUAUUGAAUAUUAGACUACUUAGCUUUUCCCUGUAUUUUUCAUUGUAUUUAUAUAUGAAUUCUUUAUCUACACUUUUUGCAUAUUAUAUUUAUAUAUAUAUGUGUAAGUUUUUUUCCUCACAAGUACACAAAAUGGAUGUUUUUCACAUAUAUCAAUAAUAGCUGUAUGUACUUCACAUAGAAAGUUAGCUACAGUUGGAUAAAUUGUGUCAAGUGAAAUACAAACUUAACGUUGGAGUUUAUUGUAAAGUCUUGUCUUUAAAAAGUUUCAUUUUGCCUACAAAGCUAUUUUGAAUUGUCUAUAUGUUUAAAAAGCACAUUCAACGAGUUAUAUUUCCGGAGUUAUAAUUUUUUGAUUGUAUUUAAAAUUUUAUUUAUAAAUUGUUAAAAUUAAAUAAAGUGUUUUGUUCAUUUAUAUCUCCUUUAUAUCUCCUUGUUAUUAUAAUGACUGAUGAAAUUUAUUCAGCCAUAAGUUAGACUGUUGGUAAUAGGGUACUUUAAAUAGUUCAGAGUAUAAAUUAUAACAAGUAAAUGAUAUAAUAUUUUUAACUUUGUCAUUUUACUAAAAAAAUAAUAUUGAAACAAAUUGUUCAAGCCUUUGUUAGAACACAGGCUCUUCUGUAUCUAUUGUGGUUUUUCAUGUUUCUUUCCUCAUAUCAGAAUCUUUUGAAGGACCCUCGAAUGUCUCUUUUUGUUUAUGAUUUGGUAAUGUUAAAGGGACUUGACACCAGAUGGUCCCAAAUCGGAAAAUACAGUAUUUUCUCAAAACAAGACUUAUAUAUAGCUCUAGACCUUUCAAUAUGAGCUAGUAUGAGGCCAAUAAUACACUAUUUUACUAGAUUGGAAUAAUAUUUUAUCGCUGUCACAGCUUACUUUACACGUUUAAAAAUAGCUCAUGAUGGUUUCCCAGUUUAUAAUGCGUAUAUUUACGGUAGUCUGUAAAGGUCCCGUUAUUAGUACAGAUACAAUUACCGACGCUAUUUUUAAUUUUACUAGGAUUUACGUGGUAGUCAAACCCAGUAAAUUUCGCAUUGAAAAAUUAUGCAAAAACGGCGAAAGAUACAUUUGUCGUAAGCCAUGUGACACAUCAGUGAGUAAGAGUCAAUGCGUUGUACACAACGAUUAUUAAUCAAUUUAAUGUAAUUUUUUGACAUUUUUUCUUCUUUUUUUCUUAUUCUGGUAUCAUCUGGUGCUAAGUCCCUUUAGUUGUCAUAGAUAAGAUAUUGUAAACAAAGAAAUCAUUAUUAAAAUUAUGUCAUAAUUUAGAAUUAUAUUAAAUGGAAUAUUAAUUAGAUUUACCUGCCUGUUUAUUAUACUUAUUUCAGUUAUUUUACCACUGUGUAAUAUGUUAAAUAAAUGAUUGUUA
Messenger RNA from Mya arenaria, 5995 nucleotides. RefSeq lists its product as uncharacterized. Gene Ontology annotation, biological process: transmembrane transport. NCBI's taxonomy places the organism in Eukaryota, Metazoa, Mollusca, Bivalvia, Myida, Myidae. Gene Ontology annotation, cellular component: mitochondrial inner membrane. The transcript is spliced from 9 exons. Bases 263 to 2266 code for a protein of 667 amino acids. The record is from RefSeq and is a predicted model, not a curated record.